Caenorhabditis elegans is the source of this 1065-nucleotide messenger RNA. RefSeq names its product F-box domain-containing protein (gene fbxa-105). The transcript has 4 exons. Lineage: Eukaryota; Metazoa; Nematoda; Chromadorea; Rhabditida; Rhabditidae. The record is from RefSeq and is marked reviewed. Bases 5 to 1021 code for a protein of 338 amino acids.
AGAAAUGACGGACAAAAAAGAAAAUACUUUGGGUGGUUGCUUGCAAGAAACUGCUGAAAUAACCAAUAUGAUGACAUCGGUGAAAUUCCCACGAGAAGAGCCAACGUUUUCCAAUAUGCCAAUUGAAAUUCUGACUGAAGUAGUGAACAAGUUGGAACCAAUAAACCGACUUGUACUUCAAAAAGUUUCAAGAAAGCUACGAGAAUUCGUAAACAACAUGAAUCCUGGUAUAGCAUUUCUUCGAAUCGAUUUCACUGCCGAUUGGGCUCGUUUAAUGGUAGACAAAUAUGAAAUUAUAUGCUCAAAAACGGGAAAGUCCUGUCAGCUGAAGCUUCUCGAUGAAGAAAAACACGAACUUCGGAAAAAGACAAUUGAAAAAUAUUAUUAUUCGGAUAUAAUUCUUAAUGACUGGAGAGCAAUAAUUACAAAACCAAAACUUCGUCUAAACGAACUCUACAUAUGCUUGCUGUCUGGAGGUCGGACUCGUUUAAAUUCGUUGCAAGAUAUCGAAAACAUACUGCAGACAAUGAAGCCUCUUCCCGUAAAACAUAUUCAUCUACUUGGAUAUCUUUUCUCCGAACUUCCAGUAGUUUUUCAACAUUUUCAACCUGGAGUUCUUGAAAAUAUUCGACUGCAUUCGUAUCAGGUGACAGAUGAUUUGACCGACCUCGUGACGACAUCGGAGCAGUGGAAUAAAGCAAAAUCUCUUGAAAUUACUGGAUACUGUACUUUGCCAAAAGAGAUGGAAAAUUUAUUUCAUUUUGAACACUUCCAACUGUUGCUAACGCAAUUUUCGAAAACGGACGCCAGCAAUGUCAAAAAAGCCCUCAGGAAACCAUCUAAAUUUGUAUCAGGAACUUUCGAAAUUUUCAUUUACAAUCCUGCAGAAGUCGCGAGUGUUUUUGAUCCUCAAUAUACUGGUGGCAUUAAUGGUUCCAUUGACUACAAUGUUCUCGAAGCGAACUCUAUGUUCAGACUGAUUUUUUCGCAGAAACGCAUGAUAAUUGAAAAGAUGAGCUAAUUUUUGACAAACUGUUUGUUCUCGGAAAUAAAGUUUUAUUCUUG